CGGUUCAGCUGCUCCAGGCGCUGUUGUUUGGCGUUUGGGCCUCCCGAGGGGCGUUCUGUGGAGGGCCGCCGGUGCAGGCCGCAGUGACAGGGCCGCUCGCACCCGCGCACCCCGCCUCUUUCCCGGAGCAGCGUCUGCUCGCGGCCUCCGCGACCUGCAGGCCCAACAUGGCGCAGGAGGUGUCGGAGUACCUGAGCCAGAACCCGCGGGUGGCCGCCUGGGUGGAGGCGCUGCGCUGCGACGGCGAGACUGACAAACACUGGCGCCACCGCCGAGAGUUUCUGCUCCGCAACGCCGGGGACCUGGCCCCGGCUGGCGGCGAUGCCGCCGCUAACGCGUCGGAAGCUGCCGACGCCGAGAGCGGGACCCGCAAUCGGCAGCUGCAGCAGCUCAUCUCCUUCUCCAUGGCUUGGGCGAACCACGUCUUCCUCGGGUGCCGGUACCCACAAAAAGUUAUGGAUAAAAUACUUAGUAUGGCUGAAGGCAUCAAAGUGACAGAUGCUCCAAUCCAUACAACAAGAGACGAACUGGUUGCCAAGGUGAAGAAAAGAGGGAUAUCGAGUAGCAAUGAAGGGGUAGAAGAGCCAGCGAAAAAACGAAUCAUCGAAGGAAAAAACAAUUCUGCCGUUGAGCAAGAUCAUGCAAAAAUUUCUGCCAAAACAGAACGUGCGUCAGCUCAGCAGGAAAACAGCUCAGCAUGUACAGGGCCAUCUACGAAAUCAGAGAGUAGUGGGAACUCCACUCGAAGCUCUGGCACCUCGAGUCAGAAUAGCUCUACAGGUGAUGGAGAUCGGUCUCUCUCCAGCCAAAGCAGCAGCAUUUCCUCUCAGGUAACAGCGGCAGGGUCUGGAAAAGCUUCUGAAUCAGAAGCUCCAGAGAAACAUGGUUCAGCAUCGAUUGUUUCUUCGUUGUUGAAGUCCAGUGUGAAUAGUCAUGUGACCCAGUCUACUGAUUCCAGACAACAGAGUGGAUCACCGAAAAAGAGUGCUUUGGAAGGCUCGUCAGUCUCAGCUUCUCAAAGCAUCUCAGAGAUUGAGGUGCCUUUGUUGGGCUCCUCCGGAAGCUCAGAAGGAGAGUUGCCACUGUUGUCUUCUAAACUUGGUUCAGAGACAGUGUCAGGUGGGUUAACUUCCAAAACUAGUUCAGAGGCAAGUGUUUCACCAUCUGUUUCUAAAAAUAGUUCCUCAUCAGGCACAUCCUUACUAACUCCCAAGAGCAGCACAUCAACAGGUACAUCGAUGCUGACUUCCAAAAGCACUUCGCAGGUAGCUGCGUCACUGUUAGCCUCCAAGAGCAGCUCCCAAACCAGUGGAUCUGUAGUUUCCAAAAGCACUUCCUUAGCCAGUGUGUCCCAGCUGGCUUCUAAGAGUAGUUCUCAGACUAGCACCUCACAGUUGCCUUCUAAAAGUACUUCACAGUCAAGUGAGAGUUCUGUCAGAUUUUCUUGUUGCAAGUUAACCAAUGAAGACGUGAAACAGAAACAACCUUUUUUCAACAGACUGUAUAAGACGGUGGCAUGGAAGUUGGUAGCUGUUGGUGGCUUUAGUCCCAGUGUGAAUCAUGGCGAGCUCCUGAAUGCAGCUAUUGAAGCUCUGAAGGCAACACUGGAUGUGUUUUUUGUUCCGCUAAAAGAACUAGCAGAUCUGCCUCAAAAUAAAAGCUCUCAAGAAAGUAUUGUUUGUGAAUUGAGAUGCAAGUCUGUGUAUUUGGGCACUGGCUGUGGAAAAAGCAAAGAAAAUGCAAAAGCUGUUGCAUCAAGAGAAGCACUGAAGUUAUUUCUCAAGAAGAAGGUAGUGGUAAAGAUAUGUAAAAGGAAAUACAGAGGCAGUGAAAUAGAAGAUCUGGUCCUCCUUGAUGAAGAGUCAAGGCCUGUAAACUUACCGCCAGCAUUAAAACAUCCUCAAGAGUUAUUAUAAUAUGUCCAAAAUACCACUGCAUAUCAUGUCUGGUAUUUGAAGUGAAAAACUGGCAUACUUUUGUAUAAUAUAAAACACAGGCUUUCACAAAUUUUGUAUUGCUUUUUUCCAGUUUUGCAGAAAAUUUACAUUCUAGUUCUCUUCACACAGUAGAAGUUGUAAAUAAUUUAUGAAUGACAGUACAUAUUAAAAAGUAUGCAUUAACAGCAUACCAGUAUGCUGUUUUAUUUGCUGAAGAAAAUACUGUCUUCUAUUUUUAAUGAUCCAUUAGGUACGAUGUGUAGUUCUGUAGAAUCUUAAAACUUUUGUACUACUUUGAAUUUGGUGAAAAUGUAUUAAAUUGUCUACCAUGCUUUUUUUUUUUCCUAGCUGAAUAAACCUCACAUCAAAGAAAAGGGGACCAUAGUAUUUGAAUGUCUGAAAGUCUGUGAAGCUUAAGGUUUUAAGAAUGUUGCCCAUAUUGUUGAACAUGUCUGUUAAGGAAUAAAAGAAAAAAUAGUUGCCUCAGACUAUUUUUAUGAGAAGUUGUAAGCAUUUUUUAGAUAUAAAGCAGUAUAAAGUACUUAAGGUUAUUUUAUUCUGAAGUUGUUUAAAAUUCACCAUGAUUUUGACCGCUGCAGAUUCUUUAAGUGGGUUAAUUUAUGUUUGAGGUAAAAUACAAUUUACACUUUUUCUUAAAGACAUAAAUGUGGGUUUCUAUAUUAAGCAUAUUUUGUGACUACUAUUAAUAGAUUGAUUUGUUUAGAUAUUAAAUGCUUUAAGCUAUUUUACCUUUUCAA
Messenger RNA from Odobenus rosmarus divergens (Pacific walrus), 2695 nucleotides. RefSeq names its product CDKN2A interacting protein (gene CDKN2AIP). Bases 168 to 1916 code for a protein of 582 amino acids. The record is from RefSeq and is a predicted model, not a curated record. Gene Ontology annotation, cellular component: nucleolus; nucleoplasm. Lineage: Eukaryota; Metazoa; Chordata; Mammalia; Carnivora; Odobenidae. The transcript is spliced from 3 exons.